Messenger RNA from Triplophysa dalaica, 4377 nucleotides. RefSeq names its product plakophilin 4 (gene pkp4). Bases 172 to 3564 code for a protein of 1130 amino acids. The record is from RefSeq and is a predicted model, not a curated record. Gene Ontology annotation, cellular component: nucleus; adherens junction; plasma membrane. Gene Ontology annotation, molecular function: cadherin binding. Gene Ontology annotation, biological process: cell-cell junction assembly; cell-cell adhesion. The transcript has 22 exons. NCBI's taxonomy places the organism in Eukaryota, Metazoa, Chordata, Actinopteri, Cypriniformes, Nemacheilidae.
GUCACGCGCUCUGACCCUCUUGCUCAUGGAAGCGCGCGAGAGCCAGCCGGAGCCGCCCGUUCACUUCAUCGCAUAAAACCACGUUUGGAGAGAAUGUCACCCCGCGAUUCUGUUUCAAAUGGAUAUAUCCGUCGCCGCGAAUAAUUUGCGAUUCGGAGGUGUUGCGGGGGAAUGCCUACUCCAAGGCAAAGCCCUGUGGAGGAAGGGGAGGUGCUGAGCGGUAACGGAAGAUCCAACAACAACAUGGCGACUGAUGCUGCCACCACCACCAAUCUGCUGGCCUCCGUUAAAGAGCAGGAGCUCCAGUUCGAACGGCUCACAAGAGAACUUGAGGAAGAGAGACAAAUCGUGGCCAAUCAGCUGGAGCGAUGCAGGUUGGGGGCGGAGUCUCCAGGUGAUGCGAGUGACAGCUCUUCUGAGAAGUCUCUACUGUGGAGAUCAGCAGAAUCCUCAGGCGCGGGCAUUUCCAAGCCAUCGGAUGGUUGUCCUUCGCCUACAUUUGGGGUCAGAGGUCAGGGAUCACUUUACUCCCCUGAAUUGGAGCAGAUCUCCCUGCGUGAAAGGUCUGCGGCUAAUUCGCGCAGCUCCACUCAGAUGAACUCAUAUCCAGAUAGUGGAUACCAGGAGGUCAGUGGUUACUAUAGCAACACUGUGACGCCCAGGCGCUCUGAAGGGAGAUCGCAGUCGACUAGCUCUGCCCCUAGUGGAAGCCCCCCCCUUGCCAUGAGCUCUAGGGCUGAAGGACAGGCCUCAACACAGGUGGGAGGCAGCGGGCGUGUCAUGAGGCGCGUCAGUUCUGUUCCCUCUCGUGCUCCCUCCCCACUCUACACUCCGUCCCCACCUGCGUCCCGUCAACCCCUGCGGACAUCUCUGGGAAGCCCUUAUGGCUCGCCCAUAGUCUCAGAGCCCCGCCCUCUGCCUAGCAUAUUUCCCGGCACCACCUUGCCUCUCUCCUCAAGUCAUGCCCCAGACCCAGUUCAUUCUACCUACUUGGGGCGACUUGGAAACGGGGUGGGGUCGGAGUCAGGGUCGCCGCCAACACUCUUGCGGUCCGGUAUGACCGCCCAGCCUCAGCAGUACGGAACACUAGGGAAACAUGAUACGCGUGCAUACGACAACAAUCACUCUUCAUUUGGAUCACGAGCCUAUGACAUCUUUGAACGGAUGGUUCUUUCGAGACCAGACAGUCUUACAGGCCUGCAAACCUCUUACAGUCAAAACAGCCAGUUAGGACAGGACGCCCGCUCCCCUGACUGCCACAUCACGCCCAUCUAUGAGGACAGAACCUUCCAGAACCCUCUGUACCAGAGUCCCACUCAUGGCUCCCAAAGCGCUGCUUCCAAAAACAAUGCAGGGUUCGGUACUUUACAAAGGACAACAAGUCAGUGUAGCACUUUGAGGUACCAGCGAGGGUUAUUCUCCAUGGCAGCCCACUCUGACACAUAUCACCCCGCCCACUACCGCACGGCCGACGCAAACUACACCAGACACGCGGCUGCCGUCGACAAUGCUAUCACAAGAUCUCCUUCUAUAGACAGCGUGCACAAAGAUCCCAGGGAGUUUGCCUGGAGAGACCCUGAGCUGCCAGAGGUGAUUCGGAUGCUGCAACAUCAUUUCCCUUCUGUCCAAGCCAAUGCUGCAGCAUAUAUACAACACCUCUGCUACGGAGACAACCGCAUAAAGGCAGAGGUAUGUCGGCUAGGAGGUAUCCGUCACCUAGUUGAUCUGCUUGACCACAAAACCCUUGAAGUUCAGCGGAACGCAUGCGGAGCUCUGCGGAACCUUGUGUUCGGAAAAGCCACGGAUGACAACAAAGUCUGUGUAAGGAACGCCGGUGGAAUCCCGGCCCUGGUUCGUCUUCUUAGGAAGACACCAGACACAGAAGUGCGAGAGCUUGUCACUGGCGUAUUGUGGAACCUGUCUUCGUGCGAUUCCGUGAAGAUGACGAUUGCUCGGGACGCUCUUGGUCCUCUCACCAACACUGUUAUAAUCCCUCACUCUGGGUGGGGUGCGGCCCCCCAGCGGGAGGACCAGAAGCUCAAGCUGCACUCGUCUCUGGUGCUGAGAAACACCACCGGAUGCUUCAGGAACCUGAGCUCAGCUGGAGAGGAGGCAAGAAGGCAGAUGCGUUGCUGUGAAGGGCUGAUCGAUUCUCUCCUCUAUAUCAUUAAAACUUGCGUGAACACCUCCGAUUAUGACAGCAAGAUUGUGGAAAACUGCGUGUGCACUUUGAGGAACCUGUCAUACCGCCUUGAGCUGGAGAUGCCUCCUUCCCGGUUGAUGGGUACCCAAGACCUGGACACACUCCUGGGCCCCGACUCGUCCAGUAAGCAGGUGGAUUACAGCUGCUGGGGCCUCAGAAAGAAAAAGAAGAAGAGGUCCUGGCAGGAUCAGCAGUGGGAUGGUGUCGGGCCCAUUCCAGGAUUUUCUGGAAGUCCAAAGGGGGCUGAGAUGCUGUGGCAUCCGUCUGUGGUUAAGCCGUACCUCACUCUGCUGGCAGAGAGCUCCAACCCGGCCACGCUGGAAGGGGCGGCUGGAUCUCUGCAGAAUCUUUCCGCUGGAUCCUGGAGGUUUGCAGCCUACAUCCGUGCUGCUGUACGUAAAGAGAAGGGUUUACCCAUUUUGGUGGAAUUACUGAGGAUGGAUAAUGACAGGGUGGUUUGCUCUGUGGCCACUGCCCUAAGGAACAUGGCACUGGACGCCAGAAACAAAGAGCUCAUCGGAAAGUAUGCCAUGCGGGACCUGGUGACCCGUCUCCCUGACAACGGACCCUCCCUCUUGUCAGAUGAGACCGUGGCAGCGGUUUGCUGUGCACUCCAUGAGGUCACCAGCAGGAACAUGGAGAACGCUCGGGCGCUCGCCCAGACCGGUGGCAUCGACAAGCUGGUCACGAUUAGCAAAGGGCGUGGAGAGAGAUAUUCCAUGAAAGUGGUCAAGGCAGCAGCUCAGGUGCUCAACACACUGUGGCAGUACAGAGAUCUGCGCACCUUCUAUAAAAAGGAUGGAUGGAACCAGAAUCACUUCAUCACUCCAGUGUCGACGCUGGAACGAGACCGCUAUCGUUCCCAACCCACCCUGCCGACCAGCAACGUUCAGAUGUCACCUGUUAUCCAAUCAGGAGGUAGUGCCACCUCUUCUCCUGCCAUGUUGGGUAUCAGAGGGCACCGUUUAAAUCAGCGAAGGACUCAGUCAUCUAUGCAACUUCAUAAUUAUUAUGGAGACGCCAACCGAAACACAACUCCAUAUACAGGGUCUGGAAAGCAGUCGGCCUAUUUCAUUAGCUCGUAUCCCUCUCCUUCAGCAGAGGAGUCCCACAGGUCACAGCAUGGCCAGCUCUAUUACCCAGAAGAGACCAAUCAAAGCACCUACGACGCUUACGGAAUGUACCUGUCGUCUCCGAUGGGCUACGAGGACGCUUACCUGGACGAGCCUGUUCGAUAUCCCGUGGUGAGCGAGAGGCAGGUGCUCAAACCCAAUACCAACUACGUUGACUUCUACUCCAGCACACGCAGGCCUUCAUACAGAACUCAACCCUACCCAGCCUCACCUGACUCAUGGGUGUAGGCGUGUUUGUGUGUCUGUGUAUUUGUUCAUGUAAUGUGUAGCCAUAGAUAGACUAUUGCAAGGAGGUGUCACUCCGUAAGACAUAUCUGGUCUGUGGAUUCCAGGAGUAUUCCUAGACGGUUGUAUGUACAAGCUUUUGAAGCAUUUGAAGUGACUGGUUCAUUUUCAUCGGAGAAAUUUCAUGUGUUUUGGGUGUGAGCACAACUGGAUAGAAUUUCAGUUUACAUGCGUGCGUGUGUCUACGUGUGGAAGAGUUGUGUGCAUGACGGAUGACAGAUUCAGUGCACCAUGAACUUGAAUUUGUUUGAUCUGGGAUUGAAUGUGAGCUAAAGAUUUUACCUAUCAUUCGCUCUUGUGCGUGCUCAAGGUUUAAUUUAAUGAGAGGUUGAACCAUCUUUUUAAGUUUUUAUUCUUCAACGGCAUGUUUGAAAUGAAAAGUCAUCUCAGUUCUUGAGCCAAAUAAACAGAUGUAACGAAAUUACGUAUUGGCUGAAAAGUCUAAAAAGAUAUAAUAGUUGUGUAAAAAUAUUAAGAAACUAAAACUAAUGUUCUGUGCAUUGGAUAACAAACCGUCCUUUUGUCUGGUCUCAUUACUGUAGCCAACUUAAUGUAAAGAUUAAUGUAUGUUCCAUGGAGUCUUGUACAACUACGUCCGUUUAUUGUACAAACGUGAUCUGUGCUCCUACGCACAACAAACUGUGCCAUGAUAAAUUGCUAUGUAGAACUGUCUGUAUAUGUCAGAGACCUUAUGGAGAUUAAAGUUAUUACUAUUACAGUAUUUAGAUGUAAUAAAGAUAACAUUUGUUUUUGUAA